ACGAUAAUCUUUGCGAUUUUACUGUACAUUUCAAAGAAAACUCAAAACUUUCCACGUUCAUCCCAUGGCGGACCACAUUUCCGCUGAUUUUCUUGCUUUCCGGCAGCCGCAAAUGGCAAAGAAGUUUAACUUACAGGAAAAAAUUUACAAAAAAAAAGCCUCAAUCAUGGUGAUGAAUCCUUUAAGAAACUUCCCACAUGGCGCAAAGCCGAAAGCAACAUUCACUGCAGCUUUCAUCUUUUUGCUCUCGUUUCUGUCACCAAAAUCUGUUUCAGGAGAAGUUAGUGAUGAUGAUAAGAAUUUUUUCGAGAUGAAACUUGGUUCAAGCCCUCCAGCUUGUGCAAACAAGUGCUUUAAUUGCAGGCCUUGCAUGGCUACUCUUGUACUUAUUGAUGACAGUAAAAAGCCUCCAAGAGCAGCACUAAAUAAUAUUGAUCUUCAAGAUUAUAUUGAGAGUUAUUAUUAUGCUCAAGUGUGGAAAUGCAAAUGUGGAGAUAAGAUCUAUGACCCUUGAACACUAAAAUAAAUAUUAUUUCUACAAUUUGGGUA
Messenger RNA from Mangifera indica (mango), 549 nucleotides. RefSeq names its product EPIDERMAL PATTERNING FACTOR-like protein 8. Gene Ontology annotation, biological process: guard cell differentiation; stomatal complex development. The transcript has 3 exons. The record is from RefSeq and is a predicted model, not a curated record. Bases 65 to 514 code for a protein of 149 amino acids. Lineage: Eukaryota; Viridiplantae; Streptophyta; Magnoliopsida; Sapindales; Anacardiaceae.